Messenger RNA from Fusarium coffeatum, 2913 nucleotides. RefSeq lists its product as uncharacterized. The transcript is spliced from 2 exons. Gene Ontology annotation, biological process: mismatch repair. The coding region runs from base 1 to 2913 and encodes 970 amino acids. The record is from RefSeq and is a predicted model, not a curated record. Lineage: Eukaryota; Fungi; Ascomycota; Sordariomycetes; Hypocreales; Nectriaceae. Gene Ontology annotation, cellular component: MutLalpha complex. Gene Ontology annotation, molecular function: mismatched DNA binding; ATP hydrolysis activity; ATP-dependent DNA damage sensor activity.
AUGUCAAUAUUUCAAUUACCGCCAUCUACGGCACAUCGCUUGAGGUCUUCGCAUCAGCUUCCUGAUGCUCACUCUUUCGUCAAAGAGCUCGUGGACAACAGCAUCGACGCAGGUGCUACUUCUAUCGAAAUCACAAUCUCGCCCAACACUGUUGAUAAGAUUCAAGUCCGAGACAAUGGAUGUGGAAUACAGGUUGAGGACUUCCAAUAUCUGGGUCGUCGGUCUCAUACAAGCAAACUUCGGCACUUUGAUGAACUUCACCAAAACGGCGGUAAAACACUAGGUUUCCGUGGCGAGGCCCUUGCCAGUGCGACUGAAACGGCUGCUAUCAAAAUCACGACUCGAACAGCUCAAGAUCCGGUCGCAUCACUUCUUCAACUGAAAGAAAGGAUUGGAGGCUUCAGCAAGAAGCAGCCAGUAUCUGGCCCAGUUGGAACAACUGUUCAGGCUAUAGACCUGUUCAAAAAGUUCACCGUUCGCAAGCAGACUGCUAUCAAAUCAAGCCGAAAGUCUCUUGCUGAAAUCCAACGUCUUCUGGAAAGCUACGUGAUAGCGAUCCCUGAUCUUAGACUCUCCUUCAGAGUUCUCAAUUCUUCAAGCCAGGCCUGGUCCUACUCUCCUUGUUCACUAUCCAGCACGCAAGAAGCGAUCACUCAGAUCUUUGGCCAUGCUCUUACCGCUCAGCUUAUCGAGGUAUCUUCUGACACCAGCACCGAGGAUGAUGUAGCAGAAGAACAACCACGAGUUUUGAGAAUCACGGCCCUUUUACCUCGACCUGACAGCGACGUCCAGGUUAUAAAAGGCAAAGGAGCCUUUAUAUCGGUUGACUCAAGACCUGUUUCCUCUGCCAGAAGCACAGGCAAGAAAUUAGUAUCUAUCUUCAAGUCAAGCAUUUCCAAAAUCCUCGGCUCGCCUGGCAGUUCACGAGCGCCUUCAAAUCCCUUUGUUCAAAUCAGCAUCCAAUGUCCGCCAGGCUCAUACGACCCAAAUGUGUCGCAGCUGAAAGAUGAGGUGAUGUUCAACAACGAGCCGGCAGUUCUCGAUUGUUUUCAAGCACUUUGCGAUACUAUUUACGUUAAGAAAGCCCCGGUAAGCACGACAACACAGAAAAAGUCGACACGAGCAGGAAGUACUCUUCCACCCACAACCGAAGCCUCGAAAACCCCAAGAGCAAACGCAAGAGAACUGAGUACACCCAGCAAAAUUAGACGCGAACACCUGCCAAUCGAUGAGGAUCCUAUGGGGCCCCUUAAUGACGGGUUCGAAAGGUUGCUUCUCGAAAAUCCAGGCACACUUGAAAACGGCGGGAGCGCUGUUCCUCACACUUUCACUUGCUCUCCUUCACCAAGCAAAACUCAGCAUCGAAUCAACAACGUGAUUAGCGACGCUGAUCAAAGUGAAAAAAUUCAACAAAUGAUGAGGUCGAAACUAUGCAUCAAUCUUUCGCGCAGGGAUAGUGAUUCUACCGACGUGGACGGUACAGAUGGGCUGGUUCCUGUGCAAGUGACACCUCGCCGAUUGGCCUCGCCUAUUAAAGAAUCACUUCCUUCUCGUUCUCGACGUAGGCCGCUAGCAUCAGGUCGUCGCUCUGAAGAUAUUGGUUCCUAUUUCCGACCAGUGUGGGAUGAGCCAAUUGUGAUUGCAACAGACGAGACCGCCACGCCUGAGAACACAACACUUGAAAUCGGUCUGGCAAGCUCUUCUGAGACUAAUCGUCGUCCGCUGAAGGAACUGACGCAGUCAGAGGUCAACACGUUUCAAGAAGAAGAGGAGGAGGAGGAGGAUUUCAGCGACAGUGAAUCACUGGUUGAACUCCCUCUUGCCGGGCCACAUCUUAGCCCAUCUCCUCGCACAUCACCACGCCGUUUGGCUCGUGCUCGUAUGCCAAACAGCCCCUUCCAGCCCCUCACAAGGACGCAACAAUCCCCCAGCUUCAACGCAGGGUUGGAACUGUCACCAAACUUGCAAACCCCUCCACCAUCGGACCCCAGACGUGCCGACAACCUGGCUCGUCGUGAUUCACGACGAAAUUCUGCCAACAUCAUGACGAGGGGUCAGCAGUCAUCUCAAGGCAUUAUGGCGUCGUCAGUAAGUAGGAUUGGUGAACAUGGGCCGAGGCAAGGUCGCAUCCUUCUGGGAAGUGGCCCGACUGCAUCCAACGACAGGCGUCGAUCCGGACAAGUUGGGCGUGGAAAUGGAUUGGCCAGCCGAAGAGCCGCACCGGCCAGUCGCGACAGCUCAGACGUACAUCUGAAGGAUUGGUUGCACAACAUCAAUACUAACUCCGAGGACCAAGAAGCUGAUCAGGAGCCGCAAAGCCAAAUGCACUUUCAAGAAGCUAUUGAACAACAAGAUGAUACCACAUGGUCCCAUUCUCUACAGGCAUUGUUAAUAAGGACACCACCGCCACAAAGAGAGAGGUCAGACAACAAGACUGAAAAUGAACAUUACGAAGCCCCGGACCACAGCCACGAUCAGUGCAAUGAGGACAGCAACCCGAGGUCAGCAAAGCGGCAACGGCGUCACUCGAGCAUCGCAACUUCAGCGAGCGAAGAGUCAGACCCUAGACGCCUUCUCAUCAAGAGACAACGCAUUUCCACAGAAGGAGGACGACUGAAACGCAUUGCGUCGAAGAAAUUGCCAUUCGAAACAAUUCCUCAAGUUGAUCUCACAGUGAAACUGUCUAUCAAAGCUAGGAUUCGAAUGAGCGAGCUCAGAAUUGCAGCUUGGGAAUUCAUGAGUUCAGGCCAAGCAGCGGAGCAGGAUUCUGCCAUGCAGUUCAGCAGCAUGGAAGAAGUUGACAGAGUGAAUGAGCUGCUAAAGAACACCACAGAGACAUGGUUGGGUGAGGAUUCGUCGAUCGAGGUGGAUUACAUUCUACGAACUGGAGCAAAGGGUAAAUCCAAGGCGUAG